This is a messenger RNA of Parastagonospora nodorum SN15, 504 nucleotides long. RefSeq lists its product as hypothetical. Lineage: Eukaryota; Fungi; Ascomycota; Dothideomycetes; Pleosporales; Phaeosphaeriaceae. The transcript has 3 exons. The record is from RefSeq and is a predicted model, not a curated record. The coding region runs from base 1 to 504 and encodes 167 amino acids. Gene Ontology annotation, cellular component: membrane.
AUGGUCAACUACCUCUCCACCCCUGUCGGCGAACCUCUACAUAACAUGGCUUCCAAGAUCGGUCUCGGCGUUCCGAUGCCUCUUUUCGCACCCGCAACUGCAACGUGGGCUGUCCCCUUCGCGGCCUACUACAUCUUCUUGCAGAACCGCAUUGUGUACCAGCGACUCACCACCGAAACAUACAUGGGCGACAAGACAGACUCGACCAAGGGCAACGACGAUCCUCUCUACGUCGCCUCGCGUGCGCAACUCAACUUCUCUGAGAACGUUCCUCUUGUCCUCGCAGUUGCAUUGCUUGCUGAGCUCAAUGGAGCUAACAGGACGUUCAUAAACUCGGCACUCGGAGCUCUCUUUGCCCUCCGCAUCAGCCAUGCUGAGUUCGGUCUGAUGGCUGCAAAGUCCAGCGGAGCUGGCAGGCCUGUCGGCUACUUCGGAACCCAGGCUGUGCUUGCGGCUCUUGCUGGUUACACAGGUUAUCUGGUCAAGGGCUACUGGCAGAUCUAA